AAGAAUCUGAUCUGAAACAUAAAAAUGUCUUUAAACAACUUUUCGUCAAACAGAUAUGGUGAUUACAAGUAAACUAAGAACUUAAGAAAUUAUGUGUUUAUCGAGUAACUGAAGCUUGUGAUAAACAUUGAUGGAAAAAGUUUCAUAAAUACCUUAACUUCAGUAAAAGUACUGCGGGGAAAAGAAACAGCUACAAGUAAAAGUCCUGCAUUCAAAACUUUGUUUGAGUAAAAGGAAGUAAGUAAAAUCAGCAACAGUAGAAGCAGUCAAUGUGCAGAGAAGUGGAGAGAAACUGGAUAAAAUGUGUAACUCAAGUAACUACAGCUGUCAGGCAGAUGUAGAGGAGCACAAGUAUAAAACACGCUUUUUCCAGGAACCAGGACACACUUCAGGACUCAGAGCUGAACACACCCUCCUGGUCCGACUGUGGGAGGAGGAUGCGUUGACGAGGAGGGUUCAAGUUCAAUUGGGACGGCCCCCCAAAAAAAGUCCCCACACAGGGAGGAAAAGAAAAGAAAGCAGGCAGAGAGAGAAACUCCGGCCGGUCAGCAGCUCCACUGAUGUUCAUCCACGACUAAAAACAAGACAUGCAUUCUGUAGGCAGGUCGUGGCUGCUGCUGACGGGCUUCAUCCUCUUUUAUAUCAUCUACCUGCUGUUCGGAGCGCUGGUUUUCUCCAGCAUCGAGCGGCCGGUGGAGGACAAGCUGCGCCAAGACAUGGAGGACCUGAAGCAGGAGUUUCUGAACCAGAGCUGCGUCAACGCCGCGUCCCUCGAACUGUUUCUGGUCAAAGUGCUGACGGCCAACAAGUACGGCGUGUCCGUCCUCAAGAACUCCACCGUUACUACGAACUGGGACCUGGCAUCCUCCAUGUUCUUCGCCAACACUCUGGUCACCACAGUCGGUUAUGGUCACACCACUCCUCUGUCUGACACUGGAAAAGCCUUCUCCAUCCUCUAUGCUCUGAUCGGCGUCCCCUUCACCAUGCUGGUGCUCACCGCCUGCGUCCAGAGGCUCAUGUACCCGCUGGUCCUCGCUCCCGUCAGCCUCCUGCACCGUUCGGGGAUGGAGCCUCGUCCGGCCACCAUCGUCCACUUUGUGCUGCUGGUGGUUCUGGUGUUGUUGCUGUUCUUUGUUGCGCCGGCGGCCGUGUUCAGCGCAGUGGAGGUGUCCUGGUCGUUCUUGGAUGGCAUCUACUUCUGUUUCAUCUCGCUGUGCACCAUCGGACUGGGGGAUUUUGUUCCGGGGACGCAGCCUGGGCAGACGUACAGGGCGCUGUACCAGGUGGCCGUCAUGGUCUACCUGUUCGUGGGUCUGAUGAUGAUGUACCUCCUGCUGCGCACCUUCCACAAAAUGGCCGACUUGCACGGCUUGACCACCUUCCUGCAGCUGCCUCGCUGCGAGGAGUCCGACCUGGACGAAGACAGGGAGCCCAUCGUGGAUGACCAACGUGAAGAUCAGAUGCCUUCUUGCCAAACACAAAAAGGAGCCAGCAAGCCCCUGGAGCCGGGAUCCCAGCCCUCGUACAACACCAUCAACAAGGGCUGAGCUGUGGGGAGGGAGAGAAGAAAACAAAGCUCUACCUCUGGUGGCCCCCUUGUGGUAAAACCUCCAGCCCGGUGGGCUGAAUCUGAAUUCUUGUCUUGAUUUUUGUCAUUUUGUCCUCUCUCGUCUCCUUUGUUACAAACAUCCAGAGGAUGAUACUGGUGAGGAAUCCAGAUGAGUGUUGAGAUUCAGCCUUUAUGAGAGGACCGCCAAACUGUUUGUGAAUGCUCUCUGCUUUCACAUACAGACGAAGAACUAAUUUUACCUGACUACGACAACCCACCUGGGCUAAAAGACAUAGAUGUUCCUUUUCCUCCUCCGCACCGGUGUUGUAGCUGUGGUGUGUUCACUGUUCGGGCUCGGCUACUGCACACACUCUACAGCCUCAGGAUGACACAUGAAGGGCUCAGACUUGUGAAAUACAGUUAGUUGUUUUUAGAGAACUUUUUUUGUAUAUUUUUUUCAUGCAUUGUCACAUUGUGCGACAGGUUUGGAGUUGCUAGUUGGGGACUAACACUUAUUGUAAAGCCUAUAAUUGUGCUGAAACUUAAAUCAGGUGGCAAGCACGACCUGUGGAUGACCCUCCCAUGUCUACUUCACAAAGAUCUUUUUACACCUUUAACCACAUUUGUUUUUUAUUUGGGUGUUUUGUUCAGCCCCUGUUUAUACUUCACAUCAAGGCCAAAAACACCUCCAGACUUUUGACCAGAACGUCCAGUCAUAUUUGUAGCCUCGACUUACUUGUACCUCGAUUUAAUGCAUUCUCCUGAGUGAUCACGACUGCAGUGAAAGGACGAAUUAAUCUAUUGGACCUUUUACAUCACCUCCUCAAAUAAGGUCGAAUGUGGUCGAGCAUUUAACACACUGGGGACAUCAAGUGGAACGUGUUCAGUCAGAUUUCCUGUGUGAAAUGGUAAUUUUCCUGUGUCUGGGUCAACCUAGAAGAGUUUAGACGAGCUGUGUGUUUGCCCCAGGAACACAGGUUGUCCUACUUUAUGGUGCCUCCCCCUGGUGUCCACAUGUAUGUAGCACGUUACUACACCUCCAGAACGGCAAUAAAUAGGGUCAAAGGGUUGGAAUAGAGGGAACGAGGAAAGGAAAACAUUUAGAGUGUUUUAUGGUGGUGACUGAGAAGUGAUGUUUUUCAGUGGAAAACCAAAUGUUACUUGUCAAACUUGUUCUGUUUAAUCCAUCAUAAUGAACAUUUAAAACGCACUUUAAUGUUCACAUCAUUUGUCUUUUACCAUGACAGUUGUAGUUGAAUGAACAGUUUCAUUAUAUCCUGAUACUGUAAGACAAGUUGCGUGUAUGUUGUUGAGUAAUGUGUUUAAUGUAUUCACUUUGGAUAACUGUAAAUUAAAGGAUUAUUCUGUA
Molecule: messenger RNA, 2918 nt
Organism: Acanthopagrus latus (yellowfin seabream)
Lineage: Eukaryota; Metazoa; Chordata; Actinopteri; Spariformes; Sparidae
Gene: kcnk6
Product: potassium channel, subfamily K, member 6
Exons: 3
Coding region: 588-1547 (319 amino acids)
Biological process (GO): stabilization of membrane potential; potassium ion transmembrane transport
Cellular component (GO): membrane
Molecular function (GO): potassium ion leak channel activity
Source: RefSeq, a predicted model, not a curated record